Saprolegnia diclina VS20 is the source of this 619-nucleotide messenger RNA. RefSeq lists its product as hypothetical. The transcript has a single exon. Lineage: Eukaryota; Oomycota; Saprolegniomycetes; Saprolegniales; Saprolegniaceae. Bases 86 to 556 code for a protein of 156 amino acids. The record is from RefSeq and is a predicted model, not a curated record.
GGCGAACCCGCAUCCAAAAUAGCUGCUUUGGCUCGCGCUCUCCAUCGGUCAUUUCCGCUUUGCCUCUGCACUCCCUGAGAAGACCAUGUCCCGACCGAGCGCCACGCAGUCGCAGAACCUCAACAACUUUAUCGGCGACCGCUCCAGCACACGCCUCGCCAAGCCGCCGGGCGGUGGGUCGACGGUCGGAUCGCUCAUUUUUGGCGGCGCCGACGCGGCCAACAGCACGUCGGGGUCGUUCAUGGACGACCGAAAAGGCCGUCGCGGGUCGUCGAACCGCCCCGAGCAGAUCGGGAGCCAAGUGUUUGGCAACAACGAGGCGCUGGUGCGUCACGGCAGCAACAACAGCGGCGGCGGGAACAGUGACAAGGAGGCUCAAAAGUACCAGCUGCAGCAGCAGCAGUACAUGCAGCAGCAGAUGGAGCGCCGCGGAAGCAACCAGAACCAGAGCGCGAGCGACAUCUUCCUCCAGAACGCGCCGGGCAACAUUGCGGGCGAGCGCCGAACACGUCGCAUGUACAACGGCGGCCAGUCCUCGGGCUUCCAGCUCUCAUAGUCCACCACAAACUAGACGAAUAACGCACCAUGCAUAUAAUAGUAUAUUAGUUUGCUUCUACCA